AUGGCGGCAAACCUGGCGGAGAAUACAAAGAAUGCCCUUGAGGGUCAACCGGUGAGGUCUGUUACAGGAUGGCUAGAUAGCACCGUGGCCCUGUAUUGGAUAAAAGGGGGUGGAACUUAUAAACAGUUCGUGGCUAACAGAGUGCGUAAGAUAAACGAGAAGGAGUUCAUCGAGUGGAGACAUGUAACCACUGACCAGAAUCCAGCUGACGUCGGAAGCAGAGGGUGCCUUGGAAGCAAUCUCCCUAAGAUUUGGUUAAACGGACCAGUAUGGCUACCAUACCCCAACCAGUGGCCGGAGUUGAUUGUUCCUACGGCAAGCAAAGAGACUGCCGAAGAAGCGAAACUGAGCCGAGAAUUAUUCGCAGCAGCCAUAGAGAUAAAUGAUGAGUUCGAAAAGUUAUUGUCGGAACAUCGUUUUUGGUCUGCAGUCCGUAUCAUGGCUUGGAUUAGAAGGUUCUUAACGAACUGUAAGUUGAAGAAACUAGCUAGAGUUACUGGUCCUUUGACAACUAAAGAUAUACAUCAACAAGUUGAGUGGUGGAUCAAACGAACCCAAGACAGCGCCAGCAGUACAGAGGAGUUUCAAGAGGAUAAGUUAAAACUGAACCUACAGCUGAACCCAGCUGGGUUGUACGAGUGCCGUGGUCGCAUUCAAGGAGAAUUCCCUCUAUAUUUACCACCUGCAGCAAGGUUAUCUAGGAAGAUCGUUGAGGACGCCCACAUCUUGACUCUGCACGGGGGAGUUGGCCUCACAAUGACUUUGGUUAGACGUGACUAUUGGAUCCCACGAUUAAGGCAGUUAACAAAGAAAGUUAUCAACAAGUGCUUUGGGUGCAAGAAAUUCCGUGCCACUGCGUUCCACAGUCCACCACCUGGGAAUCUACCAACAGACCGGACCAUUGGUUCAACCCCUUUCCAAUCUUACCCGAGCCAUCAUCUCGAGCUUUUGAAAGAUCAAACGACUGAGGGGUUCAUCAGAAGUUUAAAGCGGUUUGUAGCGAGACACGGUAGACCUGCUAAGAUCUAUUCCGACAACGCCAAAGGGUUUGUAGCUGCAGCGAAGUGGCUCAGAGCGAUUAUGAAGGACGAGCAGCUUCAAAAUUACCUCGCCCACCAGUACAUAGCAUGGCAAUUUAAUUUGAGCAGAGCUCCCUGGUGGGGAGGACAAUUUGAGAGACUAGUGGGGCUAGUGAAACGAGCCUUGUAUAAGUCCAGCGGACGUGCUAAAUUAACCUGGAACGAAUUCGAAGAAUUGUUACUCGAUGUCGAAAUCGCACUAAAUAAUCGCCCAUUGUCAUACGUCGAAGAUGACAUUCAGUUACCCGUUCUUACCCCAAAUUCAAUGAUGUUCGAACAGUCGAAUCUAUUGCCGGAGGAAGAUACCGAAUCGAUCGAAGAUAAUAACCUGAGAAAGAGAGCAAGAUAUCUAAGGCGGUGCAAGAAUGCAUUGUAG
Molecule: messenger RNA, 1455 nt
Organism: Dendronephthya gigantea
Lineage: Eukaryota; Metazoa; Cnidaria; Anthozoa; Malacalcyonacea; Nephtheidae
Exons: 2
Coding region: 1-1455 (484 amino acids)
Biological process (GO): DNA integration
Molecular function (GO): nucleic acid binding
Source: RefSeq, a predicted model, not a curated record